Messenger RNA from Sparassis crispa, 7356 nucleotides. RefSeq lists its product with no specific name. The transcript has 21 exons. Lineage: Eukaryota; Fungi; Basidiomycota; Agaricomycetes; Polyporales; Sparassidaceae. Gene Ontology annotation, molecular function: fatty acid synthase activity. The record is from RefSeq and is a predicted model, not a curated record. Gene Ontology annotation, biological process: fatty acid biosynthetic process. The coding region runs from base 1 to 7356 and encodes 2451 amino acids.
AUGGGUGCUGCAACCCAUUGUACUGAGAUUGCCAUUGUCGGCAUAGCAGCGGAGCUUCCAGGUGGUUACAAGAGCGCGAAAAACCUCGACUACAAAGCUUUCUCUGAAUUUUUGCUCCAGAAAGGGGAAGCGUAUGAGACCAUUCCUUUGGAAAGAUUCAACAUAGAAGGCCUACGAGGGCAGGGUGUCGGUAAAGUUUUGACGGACACAGGUGCCUUUCUGAAAGAUGUCCAUUUGUUUGACUAUCUCGAGUUUGGUAUGACGAGCAGGGAUGCCCGACUCAUGCCUCUCAGUACUCGCAAGCUCAUCGAGCUGGCUUUCCUUAGUCUUCUAGAUUCUGGGAUCGACUACAGGGGGCACAAUGUAGGAUGCUACAUGGCUGGCGUAGCACACGACAUGUUCGCAAUCUCCGGCCAUGAUGACUAUGAAGCCCGAGGUACUUUUGUCUACGGGCCUGCCAUGGUCGCAAACCGCGUGUCGUAUCAUCUUGACCUUCGCGGGCCGUCAAUUCCAAUUGACACGGCUUGUAGCUCGAGUCUUUACGCGACACAUCUUGCAGUGCAGGCCUUGAGAAAUGGUGAAUGCGAGGCUGCCGUUGUGGGUGGUUGCCAGAUAAACCACAGGCAUGUGAUCGACCUCCGGCCUACCAUUUCAUGUAUUCUAAUUCGUCACGCUAGGUUUGCGGAAUGGCUCAUAUAUUCCGAAGGAGGAGUCUUGGCUCCUGAUGGGAAAUGCAAGCCGUUCGAUGCAUCCGCCAAUGGAUUUGGCCGAGGAGAGGGUGCCGUUUCGAUUGUCCUCAAGCCAUUGGAUGCUGCGCUUCGCGACCACGACAAUAUAUAUGGGACAAUUCUUGGAACUGGUGUCAACUCAUCCGGUUCUCAAGCACCGGCAAAUGCUCCAGUAGCCGCAGCGCAGCAGGAUGCGAUGCUUCGCGCUUUUGUGCAGGCACAACGGCUACCUCAAGAAGUUGAUUUCGUAGAGCUGCAUGCAACAGGUACUGCUCAGGGUGAUCCGGCCGAAGCAAAUUGGGUUGGCGCACAGUUCCAAAAAGGUGAAGAGUUGAUUAUCGGCAGCGUCAAGGGAAACAUAGGACACCUGGAGAUUACGGCAUUUCUGGCGUCUCUGUGCAAGGUGUGCUCCAUGUUCCAGACAAGGCUCAUACCGCCCACCGUGAAUCUAGACACUCCCAAUCCGAGUAUCAGAUGGGACGAGUACAGGCUUCGCGCACCUACGGAAGUGGAGCUUCUUCCGUGUGGCGGAGCGUCCGGUCGCUCGCUCGUUGCCUUGGCUAGCUCUGGGAUCGGAGGCGCUAACGCGCACUGUGUCGUUCAAGGUCCGCCUCUUCAGCGCAGUCACGUUUCUUCGUUCUGGAGCAAUGACGACGUUCCCGCACUCUUCAUUGCUGGAGGGUUGUCACCGCGCUCGACCACAGCUCUAUAUGAGGAACUGCAAGAACGUGAUAUCCUCGAGAACGUCCAGUACCUGUCUCGCAUCUAUGGCCGAAGAUCGCGGUCGAUGAACUGGAGAUCUUUUGCGGUGGCCCAUGAUGGACGACUCUCUUCCUUCUCGAAAGCGUUCAUGGUUCCCAAAUCGACGCCUCCUCUUGUCUUUGUAUUCUCCGGUCAAGGACCUCAGCAUCUUAAUAUGGGCCGUGAACUCUUCAAGACUUGCAGCGUAUUUAGCCAAAGCGUGGCGGAAAUGGACGAAAUAUAUCGUAGCGUCCUUGGUCAUUCUCUGCUCGAGACCACCGGCCUCUUCGCAGAUCACGUUGGGAACCAACCUUUGGGCGACAUUUGGCCAAUUGCAGUCACGCUUCCUGCCCUCACGAUCUUGCAGAUAGCUCUGGUCGAUGCUCUUGCGAGCCUUGGUAUUCGACCGAAUGUCGUCAUCGGGCAUUCCGCAGGAGAGACUGCUGUGUUGUACGCCUCUGGUUCUGGUUCGAAGGCGAUGGCUGUUGAGCUCGCGAUCGCCAGAGGACGAGCGAUGUCACUGCUGGAAGAUGCUCAUGGCACCAUGGCUGCUCUUUCGUGUUCGCCCAGCGAGGCAGCCCAGAUCAUACAAGCUGUCGCUGCCGAGCUUGGAUCUGCCGCUGUCCUGGAGAUUGGGUGCUACAACACCCCGAGUGCCGUGACGCUUUCAGGAGCAGAAGACGCCAUUGAUCUCGCCGUCAAGAAGGCAGAGGCGUUGGGUUUUCUUGCAAGACGAUUGCGUACUCGCAUCCCUGUGCAUUCGGCGUUGAUGGCGCUCUGCCAAGAACAGUACGAGGAGUAUGUGCACGACGUCUUUCUCCGUUACAAUACCUCCAAACCCACCGUCGAAACGUAUUCAACGAAGACGGGCGACCUUUUCAACACUCCCUUCGAUGCGCAGUACUUCUGGGAUGGUACUCGCGGGCCCGUCAUGUUCACUGAUGCUAUGCAGGCCUCCCUCUCACAAAAUCCGAACUCUACCUUUAUAGAGAUAAGCCCUCAUCCCGUUCUGUCCAGCUAUAUUUCGUCCAUGGCUGGAAAGGACUCCACCGUGCUCUGUCCACUGAGGCGGCCGAAACGCACGGAACACAGCGUAGAGACGCUCGGUCUGGUUGAUUCUCUCGGAAGACUCAUUGUCGCAGGUCACAACUGUGUCAACUUCGACGUUCUUUGCCACGCCACGGGCGACGUCGACGAGACAGUACCGCCGUAUCCAUUCGCUCGGAAGGACAUUCCCUAUAGAGCACAAACUGCAGAAGUCACGAGAUUGCGACAAUCGCGCAAUGGUCCUCUGAACUACCCCCAGCUACAAGUCAAUGCGAAGACGCAUCCAGGUUUGGCGGAACAUGUCAUCAAGGGUGAACCAAUCAUGCCCGCUGCAGGAUAUUUAGAGAUGGCCCUCGAAUUCGGGGCGAAAAAGCUGCUGAACGUCGAGUUCAUAUCGUUUCUAGCCUUAUCUUCUGAGCAUCCCACUCCUGUCCACGUCAAGCUAGAAGGGUCUCACUGGACAGUUAGCAGCGCAUCGUCUGCCGAUUUCACGAAGUCAUGGCCACCUCAGUACAAUCGCUUGCAUGCGAAAGGUUAUCUUUCGAUGAAUGCAUCCGCAGGGGAACACCGAGAUCCUGUACCAUUAGAUUACAUUCGCGAGAGACUCCAGCCUGUGGAGAUGAAUGGUAACCUCGCUUCCCACUCUUACGCACCUGCAUCUGAUUGGGCUGUCAGAAUUCUUGCUUGCAACAUGGGUACAGAUGAGAACGGGCGCGAUGAAGUACUGGUGCAAGUUCGUGGAGCAGACCAUGAUAUUCCCGAUCUUUCGGAGUACCACAUACACCCUGCUAUCCUUGACUGUGCCUUGCAUGUCGUGGUGCAUCCACUUAUUACCGGGAGCAGAGACAAAGGGCGUUACUACCUUCCCUCGAAGGUUGGUACGCUUAUAAUACAUGAUGCAUUGCAAAAGAAGUCAUUCCCGCGAAUGAUUUAUGCACACGCGGUGCUCCACAAGUGGCUGCCUGACUCGCUAAUAUGGAAUGUCUCCAUUGUUGAUGAAGAGGGGACGCACCUGUGCACUUUGGAGAAGCUGGAGGUCGCCCUUCACGGUCAGUCGAGGAAAGCAGUACAAAAACGAUACGACGUUGUAUAUCAGCAAGCCGGUAUCUCUGUGGCUGGCCGUCACAAAAGCAAUGAUCCAAGACUGUCUGCCGACGUCGUCAGUCCAUUAGCGCGAGUUGCAGGGAUAUAUGGACUUGCCAGCAGUGUGGCGAUGGUGUCGCGCUUCUUCUUCCCUUUCAGAUCGGUUCGACAAUUACUCUUCCCCUCUGCAUCCGAGUACGUUGCACGCAUCCCUACAUCUGGCAGCUGGAGUUCACAUACAGAAGACGACUCUCACAAGCAAGAAUCUGUCAGUGACACGGCCAGCGUCUCAUCGUCCGCCGGUGACGAACAUGCAUCUUCUGCUAGUACUUUGGGUGGGGAGUCAUCUCCGGUGGUAAUCGACUUCGUUAGAGGCAAGGAGAUCAGGAUCCAGAAACUCGUCGCCAGUCUAGAUCCUUUGGCAGAGCACUCCUUAUGGUUCCUGGCCACUAUGGGACUCGAUGGCGAUGCCUCUCUCGGAUUCACGCGAUCCCUUCGAAAGGAGUAUCGUGUCUGGACCAUACGAGUUGUUGUCUUCGACUCCGCAUGGACCGACCUCAUAGAAAGGCGGAACGUAAUGCAUGAUCUUAUGGACGUACCCGACUGCGAGCUUGAGUUGAUGGUGGAUGCUCAUGGCUCUGUGCUCGUACCAAGGAUUGCUCCGACAUCCCCACCUCCAACUGUAGCUGUAUUCCGGCCUCACCUUCCGUGGAGGAUGCAGACAUCGGGGCUGGAGCAAAUCUCACUUCCUCCCGUCCCUGACGAGCACGUUCUUGUGCGAAUCGUGAGUGUCGUACAAGGCGCUGGGCCGCUUUGGUCGUUUGUAGGGCAGACUGACGAUCGCUCUUCGGCCGUCGUCGGUUUGGCUGGUGGUUCACCUUCUAACGUUAUAGUUGCUCAUAGAGGAAGCUUGGUAGAGCGUGCCAUUCCGAGAGGCAAUUUGGGGCCCUGUGUGCUUGCAUCUGUGAUUGCCGUACUAGCCCUUGGGAUCUCGUCUUUCACUCAUCGGGAACGUCUUCAACAAUCGUCGAUUCUGGUGACAGAUGCAGACACCACUCUAGGAAGCCAGGUUGCACAAAUCUAUACUGCACUUAGGCUUCACGCUAUGACAUUGCCUGCGCACUGCAUUGCGGACAUGAUGCAGUUCUCCGAACAUCCUCCCAAAAUUGUGGUGUCUGGAACGGAGGAUGUGUCGGAAAUCCGCGCAUUGCAAGAUCUAGUAGGCUCACACGGUAAACUGUUUCUGUGGAAUCACCGUGUCGAAGGCAUUGCGCGUAUCCUUGCUACUGAUCCCUGGUCCAUUGGUGACGCUUUGCGGUGUGCAUUCAAGGAAGGCGCAGAACACAGAGAGCCGUUCCAACGUAUAGCAGAUCUUGCACACCCUUACGCAUCGAUGCAAGUACCACUUGUCUCCAGUCUCUUUGAUCAUGCCAAGUCUUAUUUGCUGGUCGGAGGUGUAGGAAGUCUGGGUUUGCGUAUCGCGUUGUGGAUGUACCAGAAUGGAGCUCGGGAGAUUAUAUUAACAUCACGUUCAGGACGCAAGAGCGUAACCUCACGCUCAGAGUCUGUUGCCAGACACAUUCUCAAUUACUUGGAAAGUCUUCCUGAUCUGGUGCUUCGAGUGGAAGCAGCAGAUGCACAGUCGACCCCUAGAAUGAUGCGCGUUGUCAAGGACAUGCAGAACCCUCUAGCUGGGUGCAUGCUGCUCGCUGGGGCUCUCGUGGACAGGUCAUUCGCAUCACAGACCCAAGAAACAUUUGAGACUCCGUUCACGCCAAAGGUUGGCGCAUUCAAGGCUUUGGAAAAGACCAUUCCGAUUGCGUCUCUCGAUUUCUUGGUUGCCUUUUCUUCUGUUUCCGGUAUGUUCGGAAACGCGGGACAGACAAACUACGCAAGUGCGAACACUGCUUUGGCAGGCUUAACGAAGAAGUACCGAAACGCAUUCACUCUUGUUACUCCUGCGAUCAUCGAUUCAUAUUUCGCUCUAUCCGCCGAAGCUGCUUCCAAGUAUGGACUGUUGAAGCAUUUGGGUGACUGGGGAAUGACCGGAUGGGAUUUUUGUGAGUACAUUGGCGACGGUAUUCGCCAAUUGCGGGAAGGACCUGUGUGGCAGUAUAUCCCCGACUUCGACUGGCGCCUAGUAUGGGACAACAUGGGGCCUUCCACUAUGUACGCUCAACUCGUGCCUGAUAAUGUCGCGGAUUCGACCGAAGCACAACCAGAAGAUGCUGCAGUAAGUCUACGCAACGUCGUCUGCAAAGUGCUGGACGUGGCCCCGCAAGAUCUGUCUCGCGACAUGCCGUUUACAUCCUAUGGCCUCGAUUCGCUUUCUGCUGCAUCAUUGUCAUACGCACUGCGUCCUGUGCUUGCGGUUUCCCAAAUUCAGCUCCUGGCAGAUCUAACACUAGGUCAACUUGAAGAUCGUUUGAAGGAAACGACCGAGGAUGCAAUAGCGAAUGGUGUAGAUGGGGUGCAAGACAUGCAGAAGGAAACCAACAAAUCCCGCGAGAUGUUGAAGUUUGUCGAAAGGUACACCACCAAUCUCCUGCAGCUAUCUUCCAUUUCUCCUCUGUUUGUAUCUGACACGAAGAACAUCCUCAUCACCGGAACCACUGGGAGCCUUGGCGCGCACAUGCUGGCACAUCUGCUACAGGCAGCGUUUCCGCUCAAGGUCUACGCGCUGCUGCGAAAGGGGCCUCAAGGCGUUUCUACUGCAGCGCGCCAGAGAAAGGCAUUUGAAAUGAGAGGACUCGACGUGACACUGCUGAAGGACGGCAGGCUUGUCUUGUUAGAGGGAGAUCUGGUUGCUCCCUCUCUCGGCCUAUCUGACGUUCUCUUCGAGACGGUUGUGGAAUCGCUCACGCAUAUUGUGCACCUGGGAUGGCCCAUCAACUUCAAUGGACCUCUGACGAUGUACGAAGCUGCGAUUCAGGGACUUCGGGCUCUGGUGGACACGUCGUCGAAACAUCGCAGCGCGUCUCCGGCGAAGCUGAUCUUUGCUAGCAGUAUCAGUAUGAUCCGCAAUCUUCCAUACUCACAUCUGGUAUGCGAGGAGCCCCUACUUGACCCUAUGAUUGCACUUGACUCGGGGUAUCCGGAAUCAAAGUGGGUUGCAGAGCGUAUACUCGGUCUUGCCUUGGAGAAGGGCCUGAGAACGACGGUGGUGAGAGUAGGACAGCUGAGUGGUGGCGCGAACGGAGCAUGGAAGACAGCUGAAUGGUUUCCUGCCAUGAUCUCGGCCAGUGUCACUCUAGGUUGCUUGCCAAUGGCUUCUGGAAAUAUCUCCUGGCUACCAGUUGAUGUUGCUGCGCGCGCAUUGAUCGAUAUGCUUGACACGCCCCAGUCGGUUCUCCACUUGCGUCAUCCGACACCCAUGUCGAUCUCUACUGUCGUCCCGCUCUUCUCAGAGUGUCUAGGGCUACCUGUUGUCUCUUACGCCGAGUGGUUUAGCCGCCUCAAAACUGGCCUCGCACGCCGUGAGAACGGAACGGAGGCCAAAGGACUGGCAGGUCUGGAGCCGGCGAUGAGGCUGAUGAACGUGUUUGAGCUGUCAAUGCAGGCGUGCAGCUCCCAGGACAACACUGAGGAGGGUAGCAGAGAGGACUUCGGUUUGACGUGCAGCGUCGACGUCACCGAGGGUCUUGCUGCAUCGGCAACGCUGCGUGAAGCUGCCAGCACGCAAAUUGGGAGGGAAGAUGUGGAACGGUGGUUGAAUUGGUGGCGAGAUGUGGGCUUCUUGCCUGCGAAAGCGAACUGA